UUUGUAUUUGUAUAGUUACUUGAAGUUUGUCUUUUAUCGACACAUCAAUUUUAAUAGCUUGUUUUAUCAAUUUUCAAUAUUAUGAAAAGAUAAGCAAUAUUUCUAAUCAAUAAAGUUUAAAAUUCAAUUAUAAUGUGGCACGAAGCACGCAAACAAGAGCGAAAAAUUCGCGGCAUGAUGGUAGAUUACAGGCGUAGAGCUGAACGACGUCGAGAUUUUUACGAAAAAAUUAAAGCCGAUCCAACACAAUUUUUACAAUUACACGGUCGACAAUGUAAGAUACAUUUAGAUCCAGCAGUCGCGUCUGCUGCUGAUAGUACGGCUGCGAUGAUGCCUUGGCAAGGCGAAAUGGAUAAUUUAAUAGAUCGCUUUGAUGUACGGGCUCACUUGGAUUAUAUUCCUCCUAUUAAAAAAGUUGAAGAUGAGGAGCUCACUUACGAGGAAAGACAGACAAACUACGAAAGGUAUCGAAUAAUUGCACAGAAUUCUUUUCUCUGUAUCAGUGAGGAAAAAUUUUUAAAGCAAUUGCAUAUGGAAGAGCAGUUCGGCUAUACAGAGCCAGAAUCGAAAAAGAAGAAGUCGAGCGGUGUGGCUAUCGGUUUUAAUUACGAAGACGCGACAGCUUAUCCCACGCAAAGUUCAACUGGAAACGCCGAGGAAAAUUCAGAUGAUAAUUCGGAUAGCGAUCUCGAUGUCGAUUUGUACAUUAACGUAUCCAAGGUGGACCAGUUUCAAGCGCACGAAAUGAAUAAGCACGGUUUGAACUUUGGGAUGAGUUCUAAUGAUUUUUACUCAUUUUUAACUGAUGAUAUGGAAGAAGCAGAAAGCAACAGAUUAGCACGUGAGGAAGAACACGAGAAGGCUUUGUUUUCUGGUCGUAAAUCUAGGCGGGAACGAAGAGCACAUAGAGAGAAACGCUUGGCGAAUCGGGUUAUCAGUCCACCAAGUUACGCUGCUCGUUCAUCCCCAACGUAUCCUACCUUUCGCGAGAGUAAAUCUGCAUCUAGAUCUCCCACUCCGGAUAACACAGGAAAAAUUACAUACAUUACAUCGUUUGGAGAUGAUGACGACAUACCUACAACAAGUAAACCGAGUUAUGCUGAUAAACUGAAGCACGGCAAGAAAGGUAAAAAGCGAGAGAGUAGCCGUGAUAGAACAUUCGCGGCAGAUAAGAGAAGACGUAGUUUGAGCAAUGAUCGCGACAGAAACUACAGACGAAGACGAAAGUCGAGAAGUAUCGAAUCUAGAAGUCCUCGUUUCAGGCGUAAUAGCCGAUCUAGGAAGCGGACUACAUCUCGAGAAAGGUAUCGAAGACGUUCACACUCUCGUUCUCGGGACCAUGGGAGAAGAUAUAAACCGCGAAGAUCUUCAACAAGUAGCAGUAGCAAUAACAGUCACAAAUCGAGGUCGAGAAGUAGAACAACAUAUAGAAGUACCUCUAGGAAUCGAUAUCCAGUUCGAGCGAAAAGUAGCAGUUCAAGUUCUGUGGCUAGCCCGAACCACAGUUUAGUAACGAGAAGGUUUAAUAAAAGUAGAAGUUCGUCUAUUAAAAAAGAAUCGCCGCCGAAGACUACUGUGCAAAGAUAUUAUGGGCGGAAACGUAGCGACCAAAGUUCCUCCUCAGAAUUAGAAGAUUUGAGCGAUUUAGAAAAUGGAAACAGUAAACUUGGUAACAGUCCAAAUGCCCUUGAAACUAAAGCGACAAGCUAUGGUAAUGCAGUCUCUGCCUUCAAAAAAUCAAGCUCUUCCGUACCGAUAGUCGCGUCCACGACACUAAAUUUACAGGAAAAAUUGAAAAGGAAACGGCAAGCUUUGUUAAAUAAGCAAUUUAAGGCGGACAAAUUAGCCGAACAGCUCAAAACUGAAAGGGAGAAGCAGGAGCAGCAGAAUAGAGAAGACGAGUUACGCGAAAUGGCCAUUAAAUUAAGGCGACGGCAAAGAGAAAUUCGUCACGCUUACGACAGUCACAGUUCAGACAGUUCCUGUGAUUCGGAUGAUAGAAAUAGUACAUCUUCUAUCAACAGAAUCAUGAAGAGUCGGAGCGGUAGCCCAAAAGAAGCCAAUGAAGAGAGAGCGUCGAAAUAUAGGGAAUCCUCAAGUAAAGAUAAGGAAAGAGUCAAAGACAGAAAAGAGACAGAUUAUCAAAGUGCGACUAAAAGCUGUUCACCCAAACCUUAUAUUGAGUGUGAAAAACGAAUGUAUUACAAUGACGAUAAAGAUAGGGAUAUGAAAAGGAGGAGUGAUUACAAAAAGGAUAGAGAUUCACGCAGUGAUUAUUAUAAGGAUAGAACUAGCAGGUCAUUGGUGGACUACUGAUUGUUUAUACUGUAGGUAAUUAUUUCAAGGUAUGUAUUUUAUAUGUAAAGCUUGAUGCAAGAAUUCCUGUUUUUUUAAAAAUAAUUAUGUGAUUAUAUUGUAAUCAAAGCAAAUAAUAAUUUAGAUGAUGGUGGAAACAAUUUUAAUGCUAGUAGAAUAGCGAUUAUUUGAUGUGUAUGAUGUAGCAAUUAAAAUAAUUU
Messenger RNA from Photinus pyralis (common eastern firefly), 2516 nucleotides. RefSeq names its product CLK4-associating serine/arginine rich protein. The transcript is spliced from 11 exons. Bases 133 to 2316 code for a protein of 727 amino acids. Lineage: Eukaryota; Metazoa; Arthropoda; Insecta; Coleoptera; Lampyridae. The record is from RefSeq and is a predicted model, not a curated record.